This is a messenger RNA of Morone saxatilis (striped sea-bass), 1057 nucleotides long. Its product is annotated as transcription factor 7-like 2. Gene Ontology annotation, biological process: regulation of transcription by RNA polymerase II; canonical Wnt signaling pathway. The coding region runs from base 347 to 1057 and encodes 236 amino acids. Gene Ontology annotation, cellular component: beta-catenin-TCF complex. NCBI's taxonomy places the organism in Eukaryota, Metazoa, Chordata, Actinopteri, Moronidae. The record is from RefSeq and is a predicted model, not a curated record. Gene Ontology annotation, molecular function: RNA polymerase II cis-regulatory region sequence-specific DNA binding; DNA-binding transcription factor activity, RNA polymerase II-specific. The transcript is spliced from 6 exons.
AAGUCAUCGGACCUGUCAAUCAUCUGGUCGGCGCCCUUUGAUGUCGGGACUCCUCUCUCCCUGUCUUGGGCUCAAAUGAGCUGUUUGCUGUUGUAAGGAAACAUUAGUCCUCUACCAACCAAGCAGCCGGGGGACGACACAUCUUAACUUUUUUUUCCCCCUGCAUGUGGUGUGGUUGUUUCUGCACUUUGGAGGCGCCCCAGACUGAGGAGAUUUAACAGAAAAGAAGUCCAUUGAUUCUUCUUCCCCCCCUUCAUUUAUACUUUUUUUUUAUUAUUAUUUCAUUAUUAUUGUUUUGUUUUUUUAAAGCGUAUACUAAUAUCGCAGGGGGAGAAGGGAAGUAGACAUGCCUCAGCUCAGCAGCGGCGGCGGGGACGACCUGGGAGCGAAUGAUGAGAUGAUAGCGUUCAAAGACGAAGGGGAGCAAGAGGAGAAAAUCCAAGAAAACGCGUUCACGGAGAGAGACCUGGCCGACCUCAAGUCCUCUCUGGUGAACGAGUCGGAAAUAAAUCAAAGUCCGAACGCAGCGGCGGUGAGGCGGGCGCAGCAGGUCGAGCAGAGGGGCUUCGCGGAGAAGCACCGGGAGCAUCUCGACGGCGUGUCGAAGCACCAAGAUGGAGGCAUGUACAAGACGCCGGCAUAUCCAGGGUAUCCGUUCCUGAUGCUGCCUGACCCCUACCUCCCCAACAGCUCGGUUUCUCCAUCUUCCAACAAAGUGUCGGUGGUCCAGCAGUCUCACGGGAUGCACCCGCUGACGUCCCUCCUGCCCUACAGCAACGAGCAUUUCAGCCCGAGUCCUCCACACCUGCCCACAGACAUGAGCCAGAAGACAGGUGAGAACACACACACACACACACACACAAAAGAUUCACAGCCGCUUAUACUGACUUGCACACAUUUGUGGGCUGAGGCCGAGCUGAUUCUGUCCCGGCAGGUGAGCCGCUGCACAGAGACACUCUCCUUUCUCCUCAGGAACAAACUGCUGCCUGCUCCACAGUUUGUCAUCAAGAUGGCCAGCAUUGCAGACAGCGCAUUACCCGCCUACACUCGCUACUAA